Messenger RNA from Plasmodium vivax (malaria parasite P. vivax), 1170 nucleotides. RefSeq lists its product as hypothetical. Bases 512 to 1132 code for a protein of 206 amino acids. The record is from RefSeq and is a predicted model, not a curated record. Lineage: Eukaryota; Apicomplexa; Aconoidasida; Haemosporida; Plasmodiidae. The transcript has 2 exons.
CAUGAAGUAGAUUUCCUGCAGGUCUUUGUAGUUGAACGUGCCGCUCCGGAUGUCCUCGAUGAGGCCUCUUCGCGGGGAAAAAAAAGUGGGGAAGUUAGGAAGUGAAAAUAAGGGGCGAAGGAGCGAAGGAACGAAGGAGCGAAGGAACGAAGGAGCGAAAGAACGUCACAUGAGGAGUCCACACUGUGUGAUGCUACGAAUUGCUCGUUUCCCCUUUUUUCCCUCCAACGGCGGAAAUGCUCUAAACCGCGAGGGGCACACAAAAUGUGGGGCCCAUUUCGCGGGCACGCACAACCACGGGAGAUAAAACUGAGCCAUAUUUCGGCGGGCGUGUGGCUGCUUCAUUCCUUCUCCCCUUUGUUGCCUUUCCCCCCCCGUCGGGUGUACUUACAAGGCCUGUGAAACCUCCUUCGACUUUGACUUGAUCCGGGAAUCCCCAUCCCCCCCAGUGUUGCAUUCGCUGACACUUUUGUCAUCCCUCUUGUUCGCGCUCAGGUUGAGCGAGAUUUUUAUGGAGCUUCUCUCCCUCUUUGGUUCCAUUUUGGGAGCAUUAUCGUGGGUGAUAGUCAAGUGGAAGGAACAAAAAAAAAAAGAAAAAAAGAAAAAAAGAAAAAGGGGACAAUCGCCCUUCCGUAGGGAAGCCACAGUAUGUGUGUUCUCCUGUUUGGCUUUCCUCUGGGCCAACCUCCUCAGUGGAGUAACAUCACGGCGGUUUCCUUGGCCCUCCAAAUAUGUCGCCCUGCAGUGUGCCUCUCCAAGCUGGCCAGUCCGCUUUUCAAAAGGGGGGAGUUCGCCUGGGGCGCUCACAAAGUUGAGUUGUCAAAAAGGGGGCUUACAAAAGGGCCCGCGCAGAGGAGAAGUUGACAAAACGGCCACGGGAAAGAGACGGCUGAUGAAGCGACCGACGAAAUGGCCGACGAAGCGACCGACGAAACGGCUGAUGAAGCGACCGACGAAAUGGCCGACGAAGCGACCGACGAAACGGCUGACGAAGCGACCGACGAAGCGACCGACGAAGCGACCGACGAAGCGACCGUGGCAAAAGUGCCCUAGCGAGUUGCAACUCCGCACAGUCGCACGGGGGUUCGCGGCAAACAAAACAACCCCCCGUUGCGCGCCCACGGAAUGUUAAGUGCAUACAAAGGGGCAUACAUGUAACGCUUUAAAAUU